Amoebophrya sp. A25 is the source of this 7376-nucleotide messenger RNA. Lineage: Eukaryota; Dinophyceae; Syndiniales; Amoebophryaceae. The record is from the annotation of a GenBank genome assembly.
AGGCCCGUUGGGAUGUAGAGAAGCGCAGUUGUGUUUGAGCCGGCAACGGAUACUAGGAAGUGAACGCUUAGCUAACGCUUAGCUAACGCUUAGCUACUAAUGAAGGAGAGCAUCCCUUGUUGAAGCUGAUGUCGUUGAUGAAAAUGGGUCACAUUGGAUAUCUUGAUACUACUAGGUAGGUGAAGACAGACUUAAAUUUGUGCUCUACUGCAGCACAGACGUCUUCAUAAUUGAUCUGCACAAGUAUCUGGAGAUUACAACCGGGAACAAAAGAUUGUCCUUGUGUCACUUCUUCUGCUUCCUCGAAAAGGAACUACAUUAAGAUGAGUCUCUUCAGUGGCUUGAAUGUGGCGAAGAAGUCUGCGCCAUCUUCUGGCAGUGCUACGACGCCAGCGACUUCAACAGCACCAGCACCCGCAGCACCAGCACCAUCUGGUCCUCGGCCCGGAGCAAGCGGAAGCUCUGCAUUUUCGUUUCUCGCCUCUGCGGGUGGUUCGUCUGCACCUGAUGUGAACGCACCUCCUGUCGUUCCUGUAGCAGCUGUGCAAGUAGAAAAACCAGAGUCCUUCGGCGCAACGUCGACCACCAGCAGCAGCCUUUUUUCGACACCUUCUCCAGGGCAUUUAGUUGGACAUCAUCUUGGAAUGCAGCCAACUUCUCCUGCCGCUGCGAGUACGGGUUCGUCACAUAUUUUCGUUCCUCCAGAACGAGAAGCUGUUGAGAUCAAUCCAGCAAUGCUUGCGGCUGGAGGGGAGCGUAAGAAGACAAGGAGAGCGAAUGCGCCAGGGUUUAUGGCACGACAACAACAUGGACGAGGCGCAGGUGGUGGAGGCUCAGGGACGACGCCUAGUGGAGAGGACUUUCAGAGUGACUCAGGUGGAGGAGGCGUCGGAGUAGGAGGAGACAUAAAUCUUCCGGUGCCACCUCCGCCUCCGCCUGUAGUGCCUCAAUACACCGGUGGUAGGUCCUCCCUCAGUCAUGACUCGCCAUCAGGGGACGUCGUUAGGGGAGGCGCGCUGGAACAUCUGGACCAUGUUGUACCUUCUUCUCAGACCUGCUCACAAAUGCCUUCUACUAGUACAACAAGCAGCACAUCUGGCCGAGGUGGAGGAACUACCCCAAAAGGUGGAACUCGUACUCCUUCUAAAGGAGCAAAUACUUCAACUUGUUCACCAGCACCUCCUGCUCGAGCUAACAACUCUAGUGGCGAGCAAGAUGGUACAUCACAGCAGAGUGGCGGCGUCGUAUCUUCGAUGUUCUCUUUUCUGAGAGGAGCUGUAACAGGAGGUGGCGCGGCCACGACUUCUGCCGGGACCACUGCGCCAGCAUCUCAGGUAACAACCCCCACUGCGACGAAAGCUUCGCCAAUCGGCGGAGAUGGUGGAGGCUCGAGACCACCGCCACCACCACCGCCUGUGCUUGGUGGAACACCCCUUGGUGCACCUGUGGCCCCAAGUAGUGCUGGAAGGAUGAUGAAUACUAGCAUGAUGUUGAAUACCACCUCUGGCAAUGCCAAUGUAGCAUCAACAACGACUUCGUGUUCUGCGCCAUCAACUAGCGCAUUUAGCUUCCUUGGAGCUGGCGUAGGAUUGAAACAAGCCCCUGCAGGCCCGUCGUCAGCUUCAGCGUCUGCAUUUUCGAACGUUCAGUCUUCAGCAUCAAGAGGCGCUGCAAGUACCACGCCAGUAGCUCCCCCAGCCUCUUUAGAAGACGAGAUCCACAACGUCUUCAACUGUGCUGGUUUACAGCAUGUCCUCCACAAGGUUCGAGUGCAGCAUGAAAAAGGCUACAGCGCCAACCUCGAAAAAAUCCAGGCACAACAAAAAGCCUUGGCGACGGCUCGUGAGCGCGUAGCGGUGCUUGAGAAGGAACUUGCGGCAGUAGAGGACGAACAGUUGGCUCUUUGUGAGGCUGAGAAAUUUGCGGAAGCAGAGGCAAAAACGGAGCAAAUAGAAGCAUUAAAGAAGGAAUUACUAGAAGUGAGCAACCUAGGAAACAAUCGCAGCGAAGCGUUUCUGGCGGAGAGAGAGUAAUACUAGCAAUAGAAAUAGGAUACUCUCCAUGAUAUAUGUUUCUGUUAGCUUUUGAAUAGAUUUUUUGAAGAACAUUCAUGUCAAGAAUUACUUUUCUGUUCCGUUCUUCUAUCUCGAGGAAUAAAUAUAAGCUCUUGUUCAGUGACCACCAACUUAUCCCAAUAUUGUCACCUGGCUCACAGGCGUCUUUUUUCGGCUCGAGACGCUCUUGGCCGCGAAUUUGAGCGUCUUCUUUCGGCUAUCUUGAAGAAGCUGCGACACUUGAAGUCGGAUUCGGAGGAGUACUUUGAACAGCAAAGACUGACUCUCGAAAGCAAGAUUUCCUCGGAGGCGGUACGUCUCGCUGCGGAACGCAAGCGAGUGCAGAUGAACCGCGACUACGUCCAUCGGGAGCUAGCCCAUUUGCGUGAAGAAAAAGCCGAGAUCAAUACGGCAAUCGAACUGCAGACAGGCGCUUACGACACUGAACUAGAGGCGGCCGAAACCGAAAAUGCCGCUUUGUCGUCCGAAAUUCAGGAAUUGAAAACGAAGUUAGCAACAUUGGUAGAGCAACAGAAGACAUGUGAGGCGAAAAUAACGGAUAACAGAAUGCGAAUCAACGCAGUGCGAGGGAAAUUCGGUCGACAAUUUGCACGAAUGGAGCAGACGGAGAAAAGGUACGUCGACCGUUAUAGAUUUACUAAUAGAGGGAAAGUGAUCAUCUGUAUCCAAUGCUUCAAUAAACUCCAACAUUGACCCACAACCUGACACCAGACUCGCGGAUAGUCGUGUAGAGACUCAGACUGACGUGGAAAGUCUGAAGAGGGCUGUCGAGGAUUUGAAGGCGGAUCGACGCGCAUUAAGGACUGUGGGGGAACGCAAGCAGUUUGAAGUUGAUAACCUCGACUCCGAAGAAAGCAAAUUGGAACUGGCCAUGCUCGAAGUUAAAUGCUACUUGACAGAGAUGGAUUUUCGCAGAGGACACAAAAAAGAUGAAGAGGAUGAACGUGGUACUAUUUUUUUUUUGUGCAACAGAAGUGAGUCAGUUGUUCUUGUCCUACCUCCUUACUCAGUGUUGUGAGACGUGUUUCAUCUCUUGUCUUUCACCUGAGAACAGCUGUCACCGCACCGCAAUUAAGAAAUACUCACUGGCACAACUCCAAGACCAAAUAAUCACAGGUCUCCGUCUCGAAGCUGCGACGCACGAGGCGCACACCUUGUUCCAAAAGGCGAGUGCAGAAGCUGACGCCUGUCGCUAUCGCGUUCGCAACUUAGCGGAGCAAGUAAAAUCCGCCGAAGCAGAGUUGCAAAACGGAGACUCGUCUAUUUCAGAGGUAGGAGGUGCCACAGCCUCAACGAUUCUAGCGGAAAAACUAGAGGCCGAAAAAAAACUCGCGAUCGCGGCAAGGAACUUCAAGGAAGCGGGUCGUCUGACAGCGGAAAUAAAGGCCUUGGAGAAGAAGCGGGAGGAAGAAGCAGUGCGACUGGAAAAAUUAAGAGAAGGCUACGCUGAAGCGCAGAGGGAACUGGUGCGAGAACGAGAACUGCUCACUGGCGUAGAGGAAGCGGCUCGUUUGCGGGAAGCCAAUGCCGAUGUGUGCGAGUACCUGUCCUGUGAACGGAAACUGGAGGAGGGCGAGCAGUUGCAAAAACUUUUUGUAGCUUCAGAAAGAACUUCUUGUUCAUCUCAAGGCAAAGUAGAAGAGGAAGUAGACCUAUCUGGCGAAGACGCAGGAGCUGCAGAAAAGGACGCCAAAGCAAGUGAAGAGAAGGCUUCGACGUUUGAUGUAGAACACCUAUUCUUGAUGAAGGGUUGCGCAGGUCACGAUCUAGCCAUUAUGCGGAAUCACGUGGAAUAUUUGGGUAAGAAAAUUGUUGCUGCUUUGGCCGCCGCAAGUGGAGACGUAGGCUCUUUGCGAAAAGUACUGCUUGGUCAGGAGGAAGAGCAGACCGGAGAAGACGCUAGUAAAACGAAGGAUCAUAAGGUGGACGAAGAGGUCGAAAAACUCUUUGCAGCCUUUCUUGAGAAGCCAGGCGAUCUUGCAGCCGUGCUUGCUGUGAAGCGGCAGUGUCUCGGACUAUCUGUUCCUCUAGAAGCUGGUGACUCGCCUGAGAGCACACAUCAAGAGGGUCAAGAAGAUCAAGAGGGUCAAGAAGAUCAAGAGGGUCACGAACAAGAACAAUCGCUUUCUUUGGUCCAGAUUAAGGGACAAGGUGGUAUUGGUAAAGAUGUUGAAGGUGGUAAAACUACGCUCGCGCUACGUACCAGCAUAUCGCAAGCAAAGGAACGAGUAGUGCGUGCUACGACGCGGGUAAUAAAUCUAGGGGAACUUGGAGCUAGAGGAGUGCCUUCUGGAGUAGAGGAGGACGACGACGCUGAGUUCGAGCAUCUUCUGGUGUCUUUGGAUGAGACACCAGAAGAUGAAGACGGAACCUCCGGUAUUAAGAAGACCUCUUCAUCUACUACGACUGAGGCUGAGCAAGCAGUUGUUGAUCACCAGGGAGACGAAGAUGAUCAACAAGGAGCCACAAGAACACCUGGCAGCUUAGCAAAUAAGAGGGACAAAAGCAGAGACGGGUCAGAGCAAAUAGACGCAGCUGGUAAAGCUAGUGCUAGUACUGCAGCUUCGUCGUCCUCUGCAACACCACCUGGGCCAGUCAAGCAUUCGAGUACGGAGGAAAAUCUAGACCUUGAUGAACCUCCGGAGAAAGGAGCUGCUGUUGAGCCAGCUGCAGAUACAAAUAGCAGCGCAGCAGAUGCUGAUGGAAAGCAAAAUCCACCCUCUUCUGAUACAAACAGCAGCGCAGCAGAUGCGGAUGGAAAGCAAAAUCCACCCUCUUCUAGUGCUACCUCUGAGUCUCCCGCGGAACUAGAUCACGAGGAAACAGCUCGCGUAGCUGAAUUAGAAUUGACGAUUGAAGAUGCGAAGGGAGCCAUUCUCCCGGAUCUCGAGGAUAGGAUACAGAAAUGCAUAGGAAAUGACCAAUUCGAGGAAGCUGACGCGCUUGAAGAGGAGAGAGUCCAGGUUGUGGCUGAUCUAGCGGCGAACGAGCGGGAGCUUCACACCUUGAUGAACAAGAAAGUUGGAGGAAAUGAAAGUCCAGGUGCUGUCGAGGCAAGAGAACUGACGAACAAGAAAGUUGGCGAAGGAAACGAGAGUCCAACAGCGGAGCCCAGAGAAGGUGCGCACGCUGCUGCCUACUCUUUGACAUCUCCCUCUUCAUCAGGCACUUUCGAUCGUGAUACUAGCAGGUGUUUGCUGUCUCCUACACUACUCUCACCAGGAGAUCAUGGCUCAUUAGCACCAGAGGAACGAGACGGAGAUAAUCUUCUGAAUCCUAAUAUAACCGGUGAAUCUACUACUACUACUUCUGCGGCGCUGGUUCUUCCCUCAUCGACCACAGAACCCGAAACUGCAAGUUCAUCGUUAGUAUCGUUGGACCAAAUCAUCUUGCCCCCUUUUGAAGGAGAAUCGUUUGAAGACCCAUCAGCACCCUACGCCGCGGCCGAGUCAAUACGAUUCUUAACUGAAGAAGAUCUUGUGGGCGAACACGAACAAGCUUCGACAGUGUCCUCGCAUGAGUUGUCGUCACAUGAUUCCUCCAUAUCUCCCGCCAGGAACGCUCUAGGUCUACUAGAGCCAACAAGUUGUAAUAGCCAGGUUCUUUACUGUGCCAAAGAUACUAGGAUCUUCGACUUUGGGAUGCCUGAUGACAGCCCGACUUUCUCUGACACAUAAAGUCUACAUUGGGAUUGUCAUCUUUGAUGUUUAUUCAUUGUACUACUAAAACUAGUCAACUGGUCGUGGUUGUGUAUCUCGAAAGUUUUCCUUCAACAUCCGAAAAUAGAUAAUCAUAUUCUUCAUCAAAUUCCUCUUGUUCCUCAAAUUCAAACAUUUUUUUGCGCGGUGACCCCGUAUUUUCGAAUCAAUGUGUUGAGUCUUGAUUUGUGUUGCUGCAGGAAGACGUUGAGACAGUAACUUUCUUUCGACAUUUUCUGGCAACUAGCAGAUAUUCAACACAGCAGAAACUAAGUCUAAGAUGCAAGAACGCAGCUAAUUGCUGUAUUAAGUAUCUCUUUGUGUUGGACUUCCUUCGUUCCUUGGACUUCGGAAACAUGUUGGAAUUGCUUUUCUUGUAUCUGUGAUCGGUUUGAUCGGUAGUUCGACCAAGGUCGGGACUCAAUCGUCGUCCUUGUCGUACUUCACUUCGGUCGAUUAAUCGGCAUCUUCUCUUAUUUCUGUACCCAGUCGUACUCGCAUCGGUGGUGGAUGAAGAUCACCUUAAUUCUGCACCAUUCUUGUCCUUAACAUCGCCACCACGCAACCAUCCUCACGACUCCUCCCUUAGCAAGCAACCCCAUUGUCCGAAAGUCAAAUUUACUCCCUUGCCGAAGUCAGCAGCAACUCUAUUUCGAACUCUUCGGUUAUAAUUGUUGUGCUUGUGCGCCCUGAAAUCACAUCGAUGAUCAUGUAGGAAAAAGUUGUAUCUGGUGACACGACCGCAUUCGGCCUUCAAGUAGAAGUACUACAACAAGCACAGAGAAGAACAAAAAACAACUUGCUACAGUCCUUUACUUCUUCUAGACGCAAGCAGAGCAAAAAAGAUGCCGGUCGCUGUCAGCAAAAGCGAGAAAAUGCAGAAGGAGAGGCUUCUUGUCUGGAAAGGCAAGAAGCACUGCACAUCCGGAGGACUAACGAAGAGCGACCUAAUGAAGAACAAGGAUGGCAAGAUCGUAUCCGUCCGCGCCUCGGAAGCUGCAACAGAGAGAAACUUAAGGCGACGCGAUGGAUACUACCACGCUCCUGCUCCGGUGUACCACUACAGUCCCUUCAUCUACAACCCACCGGUGUGGAGCUCGACGUACUCCAACCCUUGGAAGUCAUACAUCAAGAACCCACCGGCAGUGAAGAAAAACAGCAUCAUGGGACAAAAGUCAACGUAUAUCAUAAUUUAGCCUCUUUUCAUCUACUAUGUAAAGUCAAAAACAAGAACUCAACAUUGUUGUCUACUUCUCGUUGUUUCAUCGGUUAGAGUCUAGUCAUAGUCUGAUAAAGAUGAUUAAUUACUUACAAUUUUUUGAUUUAUCUAAAAGUAAAACACAUUCAAAUUCUUAUUCUUAUUCUUUCGCCGAUGCGGUGACCAUCUACUUCUCUCCAUCAGGAGUGCAAGUUCAAGUGGAAGUGGAUCUCCUCAGGAAAAGCAAGAAAACAGUGCCGAGAAAUCCUCAUCUCCGCCUGUGCAGACGCCGGCAGCAAAAUAUUAAAUGAGGAAAAACCACGCACCUGGUGUGCUGCUCGUCGUAAAUUUGAGAAAAAAAUAAUUCUCUUUACAUUCAUAACUCUUGUGACAAGAAAAAGACGG